UGAUGAGUUGCCAGUACAACUAACGUUACCAAGAGCUGUGAGGGAAGCCAAGAACCGGCAACAGUUGUCUUCACUAGCUCUACUCGGUCAAGAAUUCUGGAGGUACCCUAUGGCGAACCCGCGUCGCAACCUAGGGGGAGUGGUAGGUGGAGGGGGUGACCAAACAGGGGCUGACAGCUGCACGGAGAGUCAGGCGAGCAGUCUAAGCAGCUUCGACAGUGGCUGCAACAACAUGAGCCCUGUACUCGACAACCAUCAACAUCAGCAGGAAAGGCGGAAUGAGUCGAUUGUGCUGAACCUGAGUCCUCUAUCGCCCAAUGGAAAUGGGGAAUCACAGCCCGCCAGUCUCAUGAGCACAUUCAAGGGAUCUCCUGUCAAUUGUGAUGAAACUAAAGUUGGUUUCUCGUCGCUGCAGAGUGACAGUUCGCUAGCUUCUAGUGGGAUGGUGAUCCCCGUAGCCACUGAGACUUGUGCCAGAGCUCCAAGACCGACUCCUCCCAAUACUCUGAAUCUGGUCUGCGUCAACUCGGAUCCUGCCAGCACUACUAUUGCCGCAGCUAGAUCGAACACCAACAGCACACCGUUCAACAGCAGCUGGUGGUGGUUAGCAGCUCCACGGGGGUGACAGGGGGUAAAACCCCUCCCCCACCCCCACCGAGGUGGGCGAAGCCAGC
This is a messenger RNA of Nilaparvata lugens (brown planthopper), 674 nucleotides long. RefSeq lists its product as uncharacterized. Lineage: Eukaryota; Metazoa; Arthropoda; Insecta; Hemiptera; Delphacidae. The transcript has 5 exons. The annotation marks the transcript as partial. The record is from RefSeq and is a predicted model, not a curated record.